Molecule: messenger RNA, 683 nt
Organism: Darwinula stevensoni
Lineage: Eukaryota; Metazoa; Arthropoda; Ostracoda; Podocopida; Darwinulidae
Source: the annotation of a GenBank genome assembly
AUUUUUCCUUUUCUUUCAGGUUGAUGUGUGAAUUUUUGUAGAACCUAACAUGGUCAUUACUAAGGAACAUUGGCUACCUUCUGAGGAAGAGCUUACUGUGGAAGAGGUAAAGAUUGGCACACCCGCACUUCGUGCAGGAUCGUUUCAGUAUGGGAAGUACUGUGAGGAUGUGAAUAAUGAGUUCAUGCUGUGCCGACUGGAAGAGAAAGAUCCAAGGAAAUGCUUGGGUCAGGGCAAGGAAGUGACUGCUUGUGCCCUGAAGUUCUUCCGCUUGGUCAAGAAGCAUUGCCAGGAGGAGUUUCAUCAGUAUGCCAACUGCAUUGACAAGUCUUCGGUGGACCUCAACCCUCGAUAGAAGACACAGGCAGUCUACGACAAAUGCAUCUUAGAAAAGCUUGGGAUAGAACGCCCAGAGUUUGGAUACUUCUGCAGGGCAAAGGUGCAUGAGACGGAUAGACCUCGGCCUGCUCCCUUUCCCAGAAAGCCUUUUGAUGAUGCACCCAAUGAGUUACCUCCAGAUUAUGCAAGACCUGAUGCUGCUCAUGGAGGACGUGUUCUUUGGGGCAACUAGUUCAGAACAUAGGCUCCUUUGUUGUGGAGUGAAGGUUGCAAAAAGAAGUAGUUCUGUUUAUGUGAUGUCAUUGCGAAUGCAAUAUCUAUAUAAAAGGAAACCCAUUGAUCAG